Molecule: messenger RNA, 2714 nt
Organism: Rubroshorea leprosula
Lineage: Eukaryota; Viridiplantae; Streptophyta; Magnoliopsida; Malvales; Dipterocarpaceae
Source: the annotation of a GenBank genome assembly
CUGGGCCCAAGCUACCUUUUUUUUUUUCUUAAACUUAAAUAUUAUCCUUAAGAAAAUGGAAAAAACAUGGGUGGACUCUCCUACUUUGUUUUUAAGGGAGAAGAAUUUCAAACAAACCAUUCCACCUGUGACUAUUGAGGAUGGAGAACAAAUCAGCUAUGAGAAGGCCACCAAAGCACUGAAAAGGGCUGUUAAUUUUUUCUCCGCAUUGCAAGCUAGUGAUGGCCAUUGGCCCGCAGAAAAUGCUGGCCCAUUGUUUUUCCUUCCACCCUUGGUGUUCGCCUUGUACAUCACAGGGCACCUCAAUACUGUAUUCCAUGCAGAGCAUCGCAAAGAAAUCCUUCGAUACAUAUAUUAUCAUCAGAAUGAAGAUGGGGGCUGGGGAUUGCACAUCGAAGGUCAUAGCACCAUGUUUUGUACUGCUCUUAGCUACAUUUGCAUGCGUAUUCUAGGAGAAGGACCCGAUGGUGGUCUAGAUAAUGCUUGUGCAAGAGCACGCAAGUGGAUUCUUGACCAUGGCAGUGUCACUCACAUACCUUCAUGGGGAAAGACUUGGCUUUCGAUACUAGGUAUCUUUGACUGGUCUGGAAGCAACCCGAUGCCCCCAGAGUUUUGGAUCCUUCCUUCCUUCCUUCCCAUGCACCCAGCUAAAAUGUGGUGCUAUUGUCGUAUGGUUUACAUGCCUAUGUCAUAUCUAUAUGGGAAAAGAUUUGUGGGACCAAUCACACCAUUAAUUCAACAAUUGAGAGAAGAACUUUACCUUCAACCUUACAAUGAAAUUAAUUGGAGGAAAGCACGCCAUUCAUGUGCUCCUGAGGAUCUUUACUACCCGCAUCCAUUGAUACAAGAUUUGAUGUGGGAUACUCUGUAUAUUUUGGUCGAGCCCUUUCUUACUCGCUGGCCUCUUAAUAAUUUGAUUAGAGAAAAGGCUCUGCAAGUAGCUAUGAAACACAUUCAUUAUGAAGAUGAGAACAGUAGAUACAUCACCAUUGGUUGCGUGGAGAAGGUGCUAUGCAUGCUUGCUUGUUGGGUGGAAGAUCCAAAUGGUGAUUACUUUAAAAAGCAUCUUGCUAGGAUCCCAGAUUACAUAUGGGUCGCUGAAGAUGGAAUUAAGAUGCACAGUUUUGGAAGUCAAGAGUGGGAUACUGGUUUUGCUGUUCAAGCUUUACUUGCUAGCAAUCUCAUAGAUGAAAUUGGACCUGUGCUUAAGAGAGGACAUGAUUUCAUAAAGAAAUCUCAGGUCAAGGACAACCCUUCAGGUGACUUCAAGAAAAUGCAUCGUCAUAUUUCCAAGGGAUCUUGGACUUUCUCUGAUCAAGAUCAUGGAUGGCAAGUUUCUGACUGCACCGCAGAAGGCUUGAAGUGUUGCUUACUAAUGUCAAUGUUGCCGCAAGGAAUUGUUGGUGAGAAACUAGAACCAGAGAGAUUGUACGAUGCUGUUAAUGUUUUGCUUUCUCUUCAGAGUAAAAAUGGAGGUCUUGCUGCCUGGGAGCCAGCUGGAGCUUCAGAAUGGUUGGAAAUGCUCAAUCCCACAGAAUUUUUCGCAGACAUUGUCAUUGAGCAUGAAUAUGUUGAGUGCACUUCAUCCUCAAUCAGUGCUUUAGUUUUGUUUAAAAAGCUAUAUCCUGGGCAUCGGAAGAAGGAGAUUGAAAAUUUCAUUACAAAUGCUGUACGCUUCCUUGAAAACAUACAAAUGCCUGAUGGAUCAUGGUAUGGGAACUGGGGAGUAUGCUUCACAUAUGGUUCAUGGUUUGCCCUUGGAGGACUAGCUGCUGCUGGCAAAACUUACAACAAUUGUCCAGCAACGCGAAAAGGUGUUGAAUUUCUCCUUAGAACACAAAGAGAGAAUGGUGGUUGGGGAGAGAGCUAUAAAUCAUGCCCCGAGAAGAAAUAUGCGCCUCUAGAAGAAGGAAGAUCAAACUUGGUACACACUGCAUGGGCUAUGAUGGGUUUGAUUAUAGCUGGACAGGUAAAUCAAUCAAACUUGGUACACACUGCAUGGGCUAUGAUGGGUUUGAUUAUAGCCGGACAGGUAGAAAGAGAUCCAACACCUCUUCAUCGCGCAGCCAAGCUAAUCAUCAAUUCUCAAUUGGAAGAUGGUGAUUUUCCCCAACAGGAAAUCACUGGAGUCUUCAUGAAGAACUGCAUGUUACACUACGCAGCAUAUAGGAACAUUUACCCACUUUGGGCGCUUGCAGAGUACCGUAGAUGGGUACCAUUGCCUUGAUGCCUUUGAGAUCAAGAACAAAAUAGACUACUGUUUAGAGAAGGAUUUGUAAUUCUGCUUUUGCUUUUCUACAUUAAUUGAUCCAUACCUCUUACACAAAGUUUAUAUGGAUAUGUGGGCGCAAGACAGUGCCUUUCUAAAAUGGAUGGAACAGAGGAUGUAUAAGUUCCAACUGCAGCUACAAAUAAUGUUUAAUAGAAGAUCAAGAUAUAUACUUUGUGCUUGGCAAAAUAGAGUCCACUGUCAGCCAUACACAUUCAGAACCCAGAUUCAUGAACAAAUGUUAUCAUCAAACAAUCAAACAUGAAAGGCAUACACAAAUGACACUUUGCCUAGCAAAACAUCACUGUUAAGUGUUGACUCCAUAAAAUUCUGAUGAGCUAAUUCCACUAACAAGCGUACUAGGUUGAUCAGAUAAUGUGUAAAAUCUGUAUAACCCAAGUUUGUGUCUCAAUUUAGGGACGAUGCUAUAGUCUUUUCAAUUGUA